Bipolaris sorokiniana ND90Pr is the source of this 1701-nucleotide messenger RNA. RefSeq lists its product as uncharacterized. Lineage: Eukaryota; Fungi; Ascomycota; Dothideomycetes; Pleosporales; Pleosporaceae. The coding region runs from base 135 to 1472 and encodes 445 amino acids. The record is from RefSeq and is a predicted model, not a curated record. The transcript has a single exon.
CAACAACAACACUCGCCCGCCCCGUGGCAUCCUCCGCUCUCAAUCCCAGUCCUUGUUUUCGCUGCACCGUCUGCACGAGGUGCUCCGCCUGGCCGCGAUCACUUUUUUGGACCCUCAAUUAGCGAGCAGCGCUCAUGCCAACCACACGCGCAACUACACUGGCCAUGAGUGAGGACAUGGAGGAAGCUGCUCGCCCGCGCCCAUCGCGCUUCAAGGAGCAUACAAACACAAACAGCACCAUUCGCCCACCGCCCGAGGAGCUGUGGAAAGACAUUGCCAUUGACGAUCUGAUUGAUCAGUACAACGAGGACAAUGCGCAACCGCCCGUGUCGAGAAAAACAUCUGCGAACCAUGCGGCGCGCACAGCCAGACCUGCGCCCGCAAGGACUCAUUCAGGCUCCUCGAACUCGGAUCGCUCUCGCGAAUCCUCAGCCCCAGCGCAAGCCAAUUCGGCCACUGGGUCGGGCGAGGGCACGUAUGCGCGCAUACAGCGCGCUUUUGCGUCCAUGUUCGGCAGCGUACUGGGCAAGCGCAAAGCCGGCAGCAUGGAUGCUGAGCGAGAUAGAGAGCAGCAGCUUCAUCAGCAGCUGCUUGACGAGCGCAAGAAGGCUGCUGAGAUUGCCUACUAUGAGGCCAAGGAUCGCGGCCUCCUUCCAAAGCCAAAGGUGUUUGUACGACCAGCCAUGGCUGCCAGAGCCAACAUUCAAAACGCCGAGAAGAUGCAGCUCGGCUUGACGACAGAGUUGGUCGAGGCCGCGACUCCAAUGCGCAUACCAGGCACGCCACGGACGCCAGGUCUACACCACACGCCCAGCAAGAAGGACCUGCAGAAGCAAAAGAAGCUCAGCAAGCGCGUCUCGGACCUCGAAUUCAAGCUCGCCUCCGCCCGCAAAGAGCUCCACACCGUCCUCUACAACGACCUGCCUCCCCCUCCCUCCGUCCCCAAAUUCGCACCACCCACCCCCGACGUCACCCAGAGCGAAAACGAGCCCGCCUCCCCCGAAGCCCGUACCUCGACCUCGUCCAACAACGCCGUCGCCCCAAGAAGCAUGGGCCGCAUCCUCAAAAAGCGCAAAACUAUCGCCGCUGCCCACGACUCGGACGCUGACUACAAAUCCCUCCCCACCGAUUCCGAAGGCGACACAGACAUGCUCUCCGUCCCUUCUGCCUCUGAAUACGAAGCCGAGCACGACAACGAUAACGAUGACGGCGAUGACGAGCACUCUACCAAGCAUGCCAAAUCUGCGUCUCGGAAGAAGAGCAAGAACUCCAAGCGCCAGAGCUCCCGCCUUCGCAAGAAGUUCUCAAGAAGUAGUAUCAAGCGUGAUGAACCCGUCUGUGUUGUCCCCGAUGGCGUCAACGUCCCUGAUGUACCUAGCUUACCUCAAGAUGUGCAGGAUGAGGUUAAGAGUAGGGUGAGGAAGGGGGGUAGGGAUGAUGGGUAUGGGGGGUUGGGUCAUGAGAUUUUUUGAGCAGUGUGAGUGAGAAGAAUUGUGGGUUGGGUAAAAGCGCUGAGGUUGUGCUUGGAGGUGAAGAAAACUUUCGAUUCGUGUGCAUACGUUUUUUUUGGAGGUGGUCGUUGUACCUCCUCUUUUCGGCCUCUCCCCUUUGUCUUCUUCGCUAUACAGACAGGUGAAGAAGGGGAGAGGUGCGAGAUUGGGUUGGUCCGAACUUUUUUUUUACGGAGUUUUGAGGUUAUUC